Messenger RNA from Capsella rubella, 1182 nucleotides. Its product is annotated as ribosome-recycling factor. Gene Ontology annotation, cellular component: mitochondrion. Bases 165 to 962 code for a protein of 265 amino acids. The record is from RefSeq and is a predicted model, not a curated record. Gene Ontology annotation, molecular function: ribosomal large subunit binding. The transcript is spliced from 8 exons. Gene Ontology annotation, biological process: translation. Lineage: Eukaryota; Viridiplantae; Streptophyta; Magnoliopsida; Brassicales; Brassicaceae.
UUUUAGGUAGGAGGAGGCGCAUCUGAGGGCUAGUUUUGGUAUUUCCUUUUUCUUUAAUAAAGCUUAUUUACUAAAUUGAUUUUGAGGACUACUAGUCUCACUAGUCGUCGAGGGUUUUAGAAGCCAAAUCAAAGCAAAACCUCAGCUCAGACGAAGAAUUAAGGAUGAUGGCUAUGUUGGUGAGACGAGCUCUGUCUUCGAGUCGAAGUACGAUUGGGUUUCUCAGAAGAAGCUCCUCCGUUGUUGCUCUUCAGUCUCGCGAUUUCUCCAUGAUGAUUGGCCGCCCUGAUUCCCAACUCGAUUUGGCCAUGCCCGAUUUCCUCAGAGAUGCUCGUCGAGGCUUCGCAAAAGGCAAAAAAUCAAGGGACGAUUCAUCAGCAGCAACGGGGAUGGUCGACGCUUCUCCAGAUAUCGGGCCUACCGUGAAAGCAGCAGCCUCUUCUCAAAUGGAGGCAGCCAUUGAUGCAUUGUCUCGUGAUUUAACUAAACUUCGAACCGGAAGAGCAGCUCCUGGAAUGCUUGAUCAUAUUGUCGUUGAAACGGGAGGUGUCAAGAUGCCUCUCAAUCACUUAGCUUUGGUCUCUGUGCUCGAUCCUAAGACUUUGUCUGUCAAUCCAUAUGAUCCCGAUACUGUGAAAGAACUUGAGAAAGCAAUUGUCUCAUCUCCAUUAGGAUUAAACCCGAAACUUGAUGGGCAACGACUCAUCGCAUCUAUCCCUGCAUUGACCAAGGAGCAUAUUCAGGCAAUGUGCAAAAUUGUAACCAAGUCUAGUGAAGUUGUCAAACAAAGCAUAAGAAGAGCGAGGCAAAAGGCACUAGACACGAUAAAGAAAGCAGGGCCGAGUCUACCAAAGGAUGAAGUGAAAAGACUGGAGAAAGAAGUGGAGGAGCUGACGAAGAAGUAUGUAAAGUCAGCAGAGGAGAUGUGCAAGUCCAAAGAGAAAGAGAUCACCCAAGCGUGAGCCAUCUCAUUUCUAUCCAUCAUAAGCCUUGAAGAGUGUUCUGUUUACUCAUUUAGUCAGAGUCAUUACGAUGAUUUGCUUAAAUGUUGUUGUUAUUCAUUUUUAAAUUGCAAAUUGAUUGUGCGGGAAGGCCCUUCAAAGGCCCCAGGAAAGGCGUUAAAAAAGAGUCCAACAUUGAUGUUAUAUCAGAGUGAAAAAUAGGGAAUUAACACUUCAUUCA